AAAAUUUUGUUCGUCACAUCGUCUUAUCUUUUUGGGUCACACUCCCUUCCCCUCUCUCUCUCUCUCACCUUUUCUCAGGUAAACCGAAAAGGCAAAUUAAAAAAAAACCGAAAUACUCGCGAAGCAAACGCCGCAGCUGCCCCCCUCCCAUCCGAGUCGACUCAGCCUCAACUCGCUUGCUCACCUUCUUCUUCUUCUCUCUUUCUGCACCAUUUCUCACAUUCCAAUCAAUCGAAACGUUUCGUCUAAUUCAGCAUCUUUCAAUCCAUGGCGGUGUCCCUUCUCCAAUUUAGAAAUUCGAAGCUCGAUUGAUAAACCUAGGUAUUGCGAUUAAUCAAACAAUUGAAAAUUUGGGGAUUUUUUUUAUGAUUGCCGUAUGAUUGGGGGUUUCUUUGAUUUUGCGUGUUAAAUGCGACUAAGGGUUUGAUGAAUUAGGGUUUGUAGCUGUUAAUUUUGUCGAACGGAAGGAGUUUGAUUUUUGAAGCAUUUGGAAAAGAAGCUGGGAUUAUUGAAUUAUAAUCGGUAGGGUUUAUUUCGCUGGAUACAAUCACGGGGAAGAUAGGUGUAGGUUCAGGGGGAUAAUGUGUAUGUUCUGUGUGAUUCAGAAGUGGUCGCGCAGGGUUGCUACUAUGCUGCCUUGGUUAGUCAUCCCGCUUAUCGGGCUAUGGGCUUUAUCUCAACUCCUACCGCCCGCUUUUAGGUUCGAGAUUACAUCCCCGAGAUUGGCUUGUGUGUUUGUAUUGUUGGUUACCUUGUUCUGGUAUGAGGUUUUGAUGCCACAGUUAUCUGCUUGGCGGGUGAGGAGAAAUGCCCGUUUGAGGGAGAGAAAGAGGAAUGAGGCGUUGGAGUUGCAGAAGCUGAAAAAGACUGCUACUAGGAAGUGUAGGAACUGCUUGACACCUUAUCGGGAUCAGAACCCGGGUGCAGGGAAAUUCAUGUGUUCGUAUUGUGGGCAUAUAUCAAAAAGACCGGUUCUUGACUUGCCUAUCCCUCCUGGUAUUUCAAAUUCUGGAAUUAUUAAAGAAUUGUUUGGUAAGGGUGGAAAGAUAUUGAAUGGGAAGCCCUGGUCGGAUAAUAUUUCGCCCUGCAGUCAAGAAUGGAUAGAGAGUGGGAAUUGGAUAGUUAAUGGCUCUUUUCCUGUUAAGUCUUCUUUUUCGCCACGAAAGAAUGGUGUUGGAUUGUUCGGCAGAAGUGAAUCAUGCCUUGUAGAGAAGUCUUAUUCAGGUGUAUACCUUUUCCCUUGCAGACUCUUGACGUCGUUUUUGCUAAGUAUAAGGUGGCUUUGGAGAAAGCUUUUUAGGAUUAGCUCCUCAGAGGAUUCCUCAUCAGAUGCUGAUCAUAGGGGGAUGAUCAAGAAGGGUGAGAAUGGUAUCACAGGUCAUGAGAGCAGAGGUGAAAAAGCUCGCCGUAAAGCUGAAGAGAAGAAGCAAGCUAGAAUAGAGAAAGAACUCUUGGAGGAGGAAGAAAGAAAGCAAAGGGAGGAGGUGGCCAGAUUGGUUGAAGAGCGCAGGAGGUUGAGAGAUGAAAAGAUAGAAGCUGAGAAUCGUGCUAAAGGAACCUCCUCGUUGAAGGAGAAAGAUAGUAAGAGGGAAGCUGAGAAAAGGCGUCAGGAACGGAGAAAGGAAAAAGACAAAGGAUCUAGUAAAAGUAACUCUGAUGUGGAUGAGUUGGAAAAGAAACCGGGGAAGGAAAAUGACAGGAAGCGGGAAACUGAAAGAAAAAAUGAAACUGACCGACGCGAUUCUCCAAAAUCUGGGGUAGAUGGUGUGAAGGGUCAGUACACUGAGACCGGUUAUGGAGCAAAGGGUAAUUCUACAAACAAUUUUAGUAGAGGGAAUGUUGGUGCUAGAUAUUUUGAUCGCAUGAGGGGUACUUUUUUGUCUUCUUCAAAGGCAUUAACUGGCAGUGGUUUUUUUGGCAAAGCCCCAUCUGCCUUUCCUGCUUCCAAAGAAUUCAAGCCCAAUGGUUCUGUUGAAUGUUCCGUAGUAUCAAACAGCAAACGUGAUUCUAUUCCACCAGAGCGUCUGCCUGGAAGAACUAUUAUGACUGUAGAUGACACAAGCAAUAUUCAACCUGUCACUUCAGAUAUGCAGCUUAAGACACAACCGAAGUCAUGGCAACAGUUAUUUACUCAAAUUCCACCCUCUCAUCCCAAUGUAAUUAGCAGACCAAGUGGAAAGUCUCAAGCAGCAGGAAGUGCUCAGCUACCUUGCUCAGUAUCCUCUGCACCGCUUUAUGAUAACCCAAUUAAUUUGCCAUCUCCAUUUAUGCUUCGCUCUUUUUCAAGUGGGCCACUGACUAAUAGUUCUAGCCUACCUGUUGCAAAGGAUCCAUUCUUUCCUAGUGUUUUGGACAAGCCUCAUGAUUUUUUCCCGGAAGAGCCAGAGCUGUUCGAGGAUCCGUGUUAUGAACCUGACCCUGUAUCACUUCUUGGGCCUGUUUCAGAAUCGCUUGAUAAUUUUCAGCUGGACCGUGGCAGUAGCUUUGUAAAAGAUGGAAUUGGAAAAUCUUGUGCUAUGGUCAAUGUUUCCACUCAUUUGGAUGUCACUAGGCCUUCUCCAAUCGAAUCUCCAUUGUCGCGACUGAGAGUUGCUGAUGAAAAGUCGAAUAACCAUAGCCACUUCUCUAGUAGUCCAAGGGCCCUUGAUAUGCACUUUUUUCCAGCUGCUGACUUGAAUGAUAUUAGUGAUAAGGGAACAUGGCAUAUGUGGAAUUCUUCCCCACUUUGUCCCGAUGGGUUAAGCAUGGUAGGUGGUUCUGCCAGUUGGAUUACACCUCUAGAGCGAAGCAGACUGAACAAUGACGACAUGAUGCAUCAAUCAACGCAGAAGUCUACGGCUUCUUUGUUUGCAAAUGAGGGUCAUAUUGUUUCUGGAACACAUUCUCCACAGAAGAAUCUCAUGGGAAAUGGUCAAUGUUUUAGUGCCUUUGGUGCCUCUGUUCCUAGCUCUAAUGAUCAAGAUCAAUGGCAGAACGCUUUUUUUCCGCCACUGUAUAGCAGUGAAAGCAAUUUUCCUAUUAGUCCUUCUGAAGAAGCUUCUGAGAAAAACAUUUUUUUUGGAAGUCCUAGCAGGGCUGCAGCCAAUGCUCUUGAUCCAUCCACUGCCAGCUGGUCCAAGAAUGAAUGGUCUGUUCAGGAAACCGGAGAAGGCGUUACAAAUCCAUCUGUUGUCAAAUCCCCGUAUGGUGGCUUAUAUUCACCCCCAGAUGUACAGUCUCUUUGGUCAUUUGGAUGAUAAUUUUAAAAACAAAAAAAAGAACAUAAAAAAAACAAAAAGAAGAAAACUUACGAGGGUACUUUUUAGUAUACAUGUUCUUGACAAUGUUUACUUACAUUAGCAAUGGGUUAGGAAUACAAAAAAGGGCAUGCAUGCUUUUAGUGCAUCCGCGGGAAAGAUGACUAGUUUUGUCCCUUCCCAUGUUCAUCGGUUUAUAUUCCAUGUCUAUGAGCAUGAAAGUUCUUAUUUGUUCUGUUA
Molecule: messenger RNA, 3476 nt
Organism: Spinacia oleracea (spinach)
Lineage: Eukaryota; Viridiplantae; Streptophyta; Magnoliopsida; Caryophyllales; Amaranthaceae
Exons: 4
Coding region: 582-3236 (884 amino acids)
Source: RefSeq, a predicted model, not a curated record